CUACUCCGACGAGCGGCGCUUCUUCUGGACGCGCGCGCUACACGUCUGGUCUGUCUAUCGUUCAGACGAGCACCUCAGCGCGCUACCAAGCUUGCGGGAGGUCAGAAUAUUCCAGACACGGGAAUAGCUAGAAAGAAACGCACUUCAAGAACGCAGAAAAAGGAUUAUAAAAGGAUUUAAAACCAACAACAAGAGCAAUACGUAUAAAGAAGCGCACAGACAACAAGUGGCGCGUGAGGACAAUCCUUAAUAAAUCUGGCGUCGCAGAAGCGGGGAUGAAGCUGCUGCGCCCGGGCUCCGGUUUCGGCAUGGCGGGCUGGCGGCUGGUGUGCGUCGUUGUGGCGCUCGCGCUGUGGAGGCCCGCGGAGUCGUGUCCCGCCGCCUGCAUGUGCACGGGCUUUAGAAUUUACUGCGCCGACACCGAGCGCGGCAUUGCGGCUUUCCCUGCGCUCAGCGAGCCUGAGAUGGAGAACAUCACCGACAUAUAUAUUGCUAACCAGAGCAGCUUCUCCUCCAUCAACGAUAAAGACCUGACCUUCUACCGCAACCUCAGAAAUCUGACGGUGACCAACACGAGGCUGACGUAUGUGUCGCGGCAGGCGUUUCAGAACAACGCCAAACUGCAAUACCUGAACCUGAAGGAUAACAAUCUGUCAUCGCUGUCCUGGAAGACUGUUCACCAUCUGAACAUUUCCUACUUGCUGCUCUCAGGAAACCCGCUGCAGUGCUCUUGUGAGAACAUGUGGAUGAAGCAGGGGCGAGGCGAGGAGUCGGAGGCAGCCGAGCUCAUGUGUGUGGAGGAAGGAGGGAAGAGGAGGCAUCUGUCCAGGCUCACUCUGCCCAACUGUGUUGUCCCUACUGUCAGUCUCCGUCCUAAAAGCGUCUCCCUGAUGGCAGGUUCAAACAUAACCCUGACUUGUAAUGCCUCAGGAAUGCCAACACCUGAACUCAACUGGAUCACCUGCCCACUUAAUUCAAGCCAUGAGAUUGUUACUACGGGACAGUCGUCCACUCUCAGACUCAAAGAUCUCUCAUCCCUUGACAACGAAUGUAAAAUCGCGUGCAGCGCUGAGAACACAGCCGGGGAGAAUGAAGUCUCGCUGCUCCUUGACAUUCACUUCCCUCCGUCAAUCAGCAAGCUUAUGGACGCCAUCCCCGACCACCACUGGUGCAUACCCUUUAGCGUAUCUGGCAACCCACAGCCGAAGCUGCACUGGCUGUUACGGAAGGAGCCUCUAAUUGAGGGGGCCUUCAUCAGCACCCGAAUUCACGAUUACUCUGAGCACGAGUAUCAUGGCUGCCUGCAGCUCGACAGCCCCACACACAUCAAUAACGGCGAAUACACGCUGCUGGCUAGCAACCCUUACGGCAGGGACCGCAAAUCCGUAUUCGCCCACUUUAUGCACAACCCGUGGAACGACACAACAGCCACAGAUUCUCUCUACUACGACCCCACUACAGAUGACACGCCUCUUGAGCCACCUGAGGAUCGAGUUGCUGUGUACGUGGUCGUGGGAAUCGCCGCCAUCACAUUCACCGGCUUUGUCCUGAUGCUCAUCGUCCUCAAGUUUGGCCGCAAUUCAAAGUUUGGAAUUAAAGGCCCUUCUUCAGUCAUUAGCAACGAUGAUGACUCAGCCAGUCCUCUACAUCACGUGUCAAACGGCUCAAACACGCCGUCGUCCUCGGACAUGAACCCCGAUGCCGUCAUCAUCGGCAUGACCAAGAUCCCCGUCAUCGAGAACCCACAGUACUUCCGUAGCACCAACAGCCUUCUUAAAUCCGACACCUUUGUCCAGCACAUCAAGAGGCACAACAUUGUGCUCAAGAGGGAACUCGGUGAAGGGGCCUUCGGAAAAGUCUUCUUGGCUGAAUGCUACAAUCUUAAUCUUUCACAUGACCAGGAUAAGCUCCUCGUGGCAGUCAAGACUCUUAAGGAAGCCAGCGAGAACGCACGCAAAGACUUCCACCGUGAAGCCGAGCUCUUGACCAACCUGCAGCACGAUCACAUCGUCACCUUCUACGGCGUGUGUGUGGAGAGCGACCCUCUAAUUAUGGUGUUUGAGUAUAUGAAGCAUGGAGACCUCAAUAAGUUCCUCAGGGCUCAUGGUCCUGACGCUGUGUUAAUGGCAGAUGGUCAGGUGCAGCAGCAGGCCGAUCUCACACAGUCUCAGAUGCUACACAUUGCUCAGCAGAUAGCAGCAGGGAUGGUGUAUCUGGCCUCGCAGCACUUUGUGCACAGAGAUUUGGCCACACGUAACUGCCUCGUUGGUGAGAACCUUCUGGUGAAGAUCGGAGACUUUGGCAUGUCGCGUGAUGUGUACAGCACAGAUUAUUACCGGGUGGGUGGUCACACCAUGCUGCCGAUCCGCUGGAUGCCACCGGAAAGCAUCAUGUACAGAAAGUUCACCACUGAGAGUGACGUCUGGAGCCUGGGAGUAGUGCUGUGGGAAAUAUUUACCUACGGGAAACAGCCAUGGUACCAGCUCUCCAACAACGAGGUGAUUGAGUGCAUCACUCAGGGUCGUGUGUUGCAGCGGCCGCGCACUUGUCUGAAGGAGGUUUAUGACCUGAUGCUGGGAUGCUGGCAGCGAGAACCACACUCUCGCCUCAACAUCAGAGAGAUUCACAACCUGCUGCUCAACCUGGCCAAGGCCUCUCCUGUCUACCUGGACAUCCUGGGAUGAGUGUGUGUGAGUGUGUGUGUGUGUGUGUGUAUGUAUGUCCAAACUGCAAUCUAUAUUCCAUUCCCCUUCUUGUCCUUUCCUGUCCCUUACAAUUCCGUCCAUCCUGCUCGUCCUAUCCUAAAGGUCUAGUGCGGUAAGCAGCAGGAGCCUCAUUUAUCGGUAUUAUUAAAGAAGGACUGAAACGUGACACCAAAGACCUUCCGUGCCGUCGGACCACUCCUCUACUGGGCAGACACUUACUGUACAGCCACUAGAAAUGUUACUGUAAAUAUCGUCUUCUCCAGAACGCAUCAUUUCCAGGACUUCAGGAAGGGCCUUCCUCUCACGUUCUGCCAACUUUACAAAAUGUGUGGAAAUGUACCGUGACUGUGUCAGCCAGGGGAAAAGGAUCUCCGAAGGCUGCUUCAUCUGAUCCUCCCUGAACAUGUGCAUAUGUAAUAAAUACAGUUCUAAAGCGAGAGGUUUGGCAGUAGCACGGAGACCUUGAUAUCAAAACGCAGUAUGCUUUUACACUUCCAAGAUUUUUACAGAAAAAUUGUGCAGGAUUGUAGUCUUUAGAGCACUGAGAGCCUUCACGGUGGUCCUCAUAGUGCACUACUCUGAGUGCGGGGGAUAUCGAGUCAUUUGAGACAAGGCCAUGCCCAUUCUUCAAUAUGGUUAGUGCACAUUUCGGACAAGGGCCCAAUUACACAGAGUGGCUGAUUAUGAUGGGGUAGGCUAAAUUACGACCCCACCCCUCCCACUACCCCCUUCCUCCCUCCCUCCCUCCCUCCCUCACUCCUGCCUCACUUGAAUGAUCAGAGUUGAAGCAGUGAUGUAGUACUCAAGCCGGGAGCACGCAGCUGUUAUGGUGUAAUAUAUAUUUCAUUACAGUACUAAUGUCUGCUAUUAGCACCUACUCCCCAUAGACUCAUACAGAACAUAGAUGGGAUAAAAGGAAAGGAGGGGGAAAAAUGGCAAAAAAAUAUUUUCCAAAUAGCAAGUGUAUUUGUUGUAUUGUUACACAAUCCCGAGACUUCUAGUCAUUGAUGCACUUUUUAAUAACAAGAGUUCCGAAAACAACGUUUCAGCCACAAGAACCCUGUUAUUAAUUAAUGAAUUAAUUUAUUUAUUUAUUUAUUUAUUUAUUUUUGUGAUUUUAUUUAUCUCUGCUUAGUUAUUAGGAAAAACAUUUCUUAGUAUGUAAGAAAGCAAAAAGUGUAUGAUUUAUUUAUUUAUUUAUUUAUUUUUCAAACACACACACACACACAUUUGUAAUGGAUUUAACAAGUCUACACACCAACUGCCUGUUAAAAUGGCAUGUUUUUUGGUUUUGUGAGGUAAAAAAAAAAAGAUUAAUCAUGUCAGAAGUUUUUACACUUUCAAUGUGAAAAUCUGAAAAGCAAGCAAAAACAUUUGGUUUUGUUUUUUUAGGUUUCUAAAGCAAGAUGCUGCCACCACCGUGCUUUUAUUGUGAAUUUUUUUUGGAAUUGGACUCAUCAGAUGGCACACAUUGACAAAUGAUUUGUGAUGAUUUAAUGAAGCAUGGGUGGGUUUUUUUGUGAGAAAAGGAUUUUCUCUAGCUGUCCUACCCCAUAACCCAAACAAGGGAUGAACAUGAGAUAAUGUUGACAUGCAGAAAGUAAUCUGUAAUUGUCAGAUAUUCCUGCAGUUUGUUUAAUGCUGUUGUAGCUCUCUUAGAAGCAUCCCUGGUUAGUUUUUGUCUUGUCCUUGUAUAUUCAUUGGAAUUGACAUAGAAACAGAGUUUAAAAUUAAAUUACUAUUUAUCUCUAACAUCUACAACAGUCAGAGGAAAUCAUGAAGAUUUUCUGUGAGAAAAUCAUACAAAAACAUUUGAAGUUAAUCAGAAUAAUUGAUAUGACAGCUGCUAAGAUAAUGACUUUUGAAUAUGAGGCCAAUGAGAUUCAUUCUGAACACAUCCUGGAUUAGAACACGUUGGACUAACACCAAUGCAUGCAAGAUAUUGUUUAACAGGUUUACGAUUAAUUAUUUUCACAUAGAUUUUAUACAUUUUAAAUGUAACGUUAAGGGUUAAAGUUCUGAAAGUUCUGACAUGAUUUUUCUUUUUCAUUUCUUUCCACCACA
Molecule: messenger RNA, 4769 nt
Organism: Tachysurus vachellii
Lineage: Eukaryota; Metazoa; Chordata; Actinopteri; Siluriformes; Bagridae
Gene: ntrk2a
Product: neurotrophic tyrosine kinase, receptor, type 2a
Exons: 18
Coding region: 276-2684 (802 amino acids)
Biological process (GO): trans-synaptic signaling by neuropeptide, modulating synaptic transmission; protein phosphorylation; multicellular organism development
Cellular component (GO): axon; signaling receptor complex; plasma membrane
Molecular function (GO): ATP binding; brain-derived neurotrophic factor receptor activity; brain-derived neurotrophic factor binding
Source: RefSeq, a predicted model, not a curated record